This is a messenger RNA of Prorocentrum cordatum, 2433 nucleotides long. NCBI's taxonomy places the organism in Eukaryota, Dinophyceae, Prorocentrales, Prorocentraceae. The record is from the annotation of a GenBank genome assembly.
AUGUCCGCGGAUCCUCUCAGUGAGCCCAAUUGGCUGGCGCCAUAUUUGCGGGAUUGGCGCCACGACCAUCCUCUCCGAGCCACCGAGCCCAUUGUGUCUGGGUAUACAAGUGAGAAACCGAAGAAGAGCGCACAACGUCCGUGGCACUACUACACUGUGAAGCAGCCGGCAGGCGGUGUUCAAGCGUGGCUGCUCGUUCCUUUCCUCGUGAGGGCCCCAGCCUCUGGCGGGACACCCCCUCCGAAGGGAGCAGAAUCCCAGGCGGGCUUGGAGACCAGAGUCAAGGAUGGCGUUUUGAUGGAGCACUACACAAACAUCCAUCGGAUCGCGGCCCUCUUGGAGAGCCACCCGCUCGUAUCCACCGUCACGCAGCACAAGGUGGACAAGUCCCUGCACCCUCGGCGCUUAGACGAAGAUGGCCGGGCGUCCAAGUACCACCAGUCCCCCUGGGAUUUGGCAGUGACGCUCGCAGCCUCUGGCGCGAAGUUCACUUGUGGGUGGAGCACCAACACGAUCAAAGAUCCGCUCGCGGCGAUGUGGUGGCUCCUUGCGGGGGGUUCCGCAACGGAGGAGAACCUCGUCCAGGCGGAGGCGAUAUUUUGGGUUGUCGCCGAAGCCGGCCGGAUCUGGCCGCCCGGCUUUUCCGCUCCCACGGGGCCCUGCCAUGUCGCCGCCCGCCCGGCCAUGUUGCCGCCGAGCGCUUCCGCGAGCGCCUCCGGAAGCGGCAGCGUGGCGCCCGUUGCUUCCCCGGCGGCCGCGUCGUUGUCCCAGCCUCCGGCGGGAGACGCAGCGCGCGCAUCCGCGCUGGCGCCGCAGGCAGCUUUGGCGAGCACGUCUGUUCCGCCGCCCCUUCCGUACGCCACCGAGCCCGCGCUGGCGCGCACGUCAGCCUCUGCUCCACCGCCUCAGCCUCUGGCGGCGAGGCCCCUGCAGCUGCCUUUGGCGGAAGCGCCCGCGGCCGCGGUGGGGGCGCCCGCCGACGCGCCCGGAGCGGCCUCCGCGUCGUUGCCCCAGCCUCUGGCGGGAGACGCAGCGCGCGCCUCCGCGUUGGCGCCGCAGGCAGCUCCGGCGAGCACGUCUGUUCCGCCGCCCCUGGCGUGCGCCACCGAGCCCGCGCCGGCGCGCACGUCAGCCUCUGCUCCGCCGCCUCAGCCUCUGGCGGCGACGCCCCUGCAGGUGCCUUUGGCGGGGGCGCCCGCGGCGGCGCUCGGGGCGCCCGCCGACGCGACCGGAGUGGCCUCCGCGUUGCUGCCUGCGCCGAGCGGUGGCGCCGAGCGCCAGGACAACCUCGCGGACGACCAGGAGCAGGACGUCAACGCCGAGCCCGCGCUGGAGCAGGCCCCCCCGGCUGAACCGCAGCACAGGGUGCGUCGCCGCUCGAGGUCCCGACCGGGGCCUCAACGUACACGCGACCCAGCCUCUGGCGGGGCGGACGGCGAGGUCGACCUCACCGUGCACGUGUCCGCCAAGAAACUGGAGCGCCUGUCGGAGGACCAGAAGGAGCGGCUGCGCCAGAUCGUGCGCACCAGUGAGCGGCAGGUGCACUUCGGCGAGUACUGGCAGGGAAGGGUCAGCCUGCGUGAGCGCAUGCCUCGAGAGGCUCCGCAACUGGCGAGAGCUCGCGACGAGCGUCGGGCGCUUCUCCUCGGUGAGUUGCUGGAGUACGCGGACCCGAUCCCGGGCGCUCCGGAGUUCAUCGCUGGAAUCCCUUCCAAGAACACCAUGCGUUUCGGCGCCAACGAGGAUGUCGUCAAGGCCAUCGCCAGCAGGAAGAUGCACUACAUGCGUUUGCUGACAAACAAGAUGGACGAGGAUGAAUGGCUCACCUUCGUCGAGGAGUGGCCGGACUUGUCCCCGGCCUCUGGCGGGUGGUGGGUGCUCCAGCGCGACGCCUGGGAGCAGCUCAAGCAGGACUUUCGCCUGCGCGAUACGCGCGACUACGUGAAGCACAUUCUGGCACUGCACGAUGGCGAGGCCAGGCUUGCGCGGGCGGGGUGGGAGCCAUUCCCAGCCUCUGGCGGGAGCAUCCUUCAACCUUGCUACUGGCGCUACCAAUUUUCGCGCGGCUGGGACACGUACUCGUGGGUAUCCACCCACAAAGGAAACUUGACCAUCCAAGACCUGGACUGGAUCAUGAUGAAGGACGGCGGCGAGACUGGCUUGAUGAGGAGCGACCCAGCCUUCGGGAACUGGCAGAUCCGCAGUGGCCAAUUCAUCACGCUGGCCGAACUCUUCUGGUUCGGGAAACACUUGUGCUCAUGCUACGACAUCUACCGCGCUUACCUGAGCCUGCCUGCGUGGAUCCAGAAGCGCAAGCAUUCGACCUCGCAGUCCGCGGCGGGAGUCCUCAGGCGCAACGCGAAGGCGUUGCGCCACCAGGAGGAGGGCAAGUACGGCUUGCCCUCGAACCCGGGGAAACGCGGGCGGCGGUGA